Messenger RNA from Plasmodium berghei ANKA, 1851 nucleotides. Its product is annotated as conserved Plasmodium protein, unknown function. The transcript has a single exon. The record is from RefSeq and is a predicted model, not a curated record. Gene Ontology annotation, molecular function: protein binding. Bases 1 to 1851 code for a protein of 616 amino acids. Lineage: Eukaryota; Apicomplexa; Aconoidasida; Haemosporida; Plasmodiidae.
AUGGGUAAAUUUGCAACUUUGUUUUCCCUUUGUUUUGUGUUUUUUUAUUUAUAUCAAUCCUUAAAACUAAAACAUAUUAAAAAAAGAGGUAUUAUUUCACUGCUUGAAAAAGACGAGAAAACAAAAAUAGCUUUUGUGUAUAAAUAUUUUUUACCCAACACCAAUGUAAAAAGAAAUGCAAAUAAACACUUUUAUAAAAGUAAGAAAGAAAAGGAAAUCCUUGAAUCAGGUUAUUUAUAUCCAUUUGAUCAUUUAGAAAAAAAAAAAAAAAAAUUUCCACCAGAUCCUUAUAUUCCAAAUAACGAAGAAAUUGAAGAAAAUGAUGAAAAUAUUUUUGACGAACUUAAUGAAAACGAAUUGUUAGAUUAUGAUAAUGAUGAUGAAGAUGCUAAACAAAAUUUUGGAAAAACAACUUUCAAUCAUCCGCAUUAUAGGGCACCUAUAAAAGAAAGAGCUGGGGAAUAUAGUGAUAAAAUUGAUACAGAAAUAAAUAAUGCUGACGAAAUCACAAAUGCAAUGAUAGAAAAUGAAGAAAUGAUAAAUACAAAUGAAAUACAAAAAGAAAUCAUAAAUGUCUAUGUUUAUUCAUCUGAAAUAAAUAAAGAAAAAAAUGAAAUAGUAAAAGAUAAAUUAUAUUAUCUUAUGCAUACUAACAUGGAUAGUAUUUUUAUUAAAUAUUUCGAACUAAACGUUCAAUCACAUAUAGAUAAUAAGGAAAAAAAAGUUAGCGUCUCAUAUGAACUAAAAAAUAAUGCCUUUAAAAAAAAUAUACAUUCGCUUACAGAAUUAAUUGAAUUUUCCCAUAAGUUGAAAAAAAUAUUAAAUGAUAAAGUCGAGACAUUAUUUAAAGAGAAAGAGGAUGAAAAAGAAGCAAACAGAAAUGAAUAUGAAAAAGAUGGAAAUGCAAAAUAUUUAAAAAAUAUACUUAAAAAAGAAUUAGAAGAAUAUAAAAAAGAAAGAAAUAUUUCAAAUAUAUCAAAAAAAAAUUUACAAGUUAGCAUAGAAUCAUCUCUUAAACUUAUAGAAAAAUGCACACAAAAAAUGUACACACAAAAUUAUGAAAUAACAUUACGUGAUUUAAAAUUAGCUUAUAAUAUGUUGCCUUGUAAAUAUUAUGGAUAUUUUUUGUCAGAUUUAUGUUCAAACAUUUCGAUGUUAUCAUACUAUACAAAUGAUUUACAAGGUGCUUUUAAUUUUGCUCUAAAGUCAAUUAAAUAUGAACCGAAAUAUAAAUUAUCUUGGAAAUGCCUGGGAGAUGCAUAUAGAAGUUUUCGAAAAUUUUGGCAAGCUAAAAAUUUUUAUGAUAUAGCUAUAUAUUUAGGUUAUAAAGAUGAAAAAGGGGAAAAUUUUGAAAAAAUUACUCAAGAAUUAACCAAUUUAACUCAAUCAGCAUUAAAAAAUGUAGAUUUAUUAAAAACAAAUAUGAACAAUUAUACUAAUAUAAUAAUUAAAAAAAACAUAGGAAUUGUAUUAAAUAAAAAUCCAGAUGAAAUAGGAGGCUGUUAUGUGUCUUAUAUAAUUGAAGGAAGCAAAGCUAGUAAAAAAAAUUUUAACCAUGGAGAUCAAAUUGUUGCAUUAAAUAAUAUUGUAACUUAUGGAAAACCAAUUGAUGAUUGUUUAAAGGCAUUUCAAAAAAAUGAUGGAUCUUAUGAUAUAAUAUUUUUUAAAGGAAAUAUAAUUGAAUUAUAUGGUUUAGAAGCUUACAAAUAUUUAAUUAAGAAUAAUUUGUUUUACACACUUUUUGAAAAUGAAAAAAUAUCAUCUUUUAAAAGAAAUGAGACUAUAUUGUUUGACAUGAAAGGAUUUGGAACAUUUUCCGAAUAUGGAAUGUCCAAAGGAGAAAAUAUGUAA